Molecule: messenger RNA, 1333 nt
Organism: Diabrotica virgifera virgifera (western corn rootworm)
Lineage: Eukaryota; Metazoa; Arthropoda; Insecta; Coleoptera; Chrysomelidae
Exons: 2
Coding region: 247-804 (185 amino acids)
Source: RefSeq, a predicted model, not a curated record
UUCAAACAACUUCAAAAGCGCGAGCUUGGGUCUGACGUCACAGGCCACUCUUAUCGUUUUUGCCCGUUCGGUGGGCUAUUGAUUUGAAUGCAGUUUGCCAUUUCCAGUUGUGCGUGUCGAAUAACUGUGACGUUUGCUCGGUAUUUAUGUUAUUGUAUUUAGUGUAGUUUAGUGUAUUUAUUGUGUAAUAUACUUUAUCAAAAUGGAAAACAAAUCUGCGCAAUAUAAGUACUGUAUAGUGCCGGGAUGCAAAAGCACAACUGUCAGAACAUCCAACAUUUUUUUACUCUACCAAAAGAACCAAAACGACGAUUAAAAUGGCUAAAGGCAUGCAGGCGAGAUAAAAAGGAUAUUUCACAAAAAAGCAUAGGUCUUUAUGUCUGUGAGGAUCAUUUUGAUUUGGAACAAGAUAUGGAUAACUAUAUAAAAUUCAAGAUUAUGGGUGGUCCCAAAAUUAUUAAGUCAGGUGUUGUCCCGCACAUAUUUAAUUGUCAACCAGACAGAAAACGAGCUUUUUCUCAGCCUGUGAGGGAAGCAGCCCUUAAAAGGGUUAAACGACAGCUUCUUGAAGAUACCGCUUCUACAAACAAGUCUGUUUUAGAGGACAAUGAUGAUAAGAGACAAUGUGAUCCUUGUUUCACAAACUUAGUUCAAUCAGGACCUGAAUUAAACCAAUCAGCUUUACCUCAAAAACUGAAUAAUGCAUCAACACAGACUCACAUCAAAAUAAGAAGUAAAGGUACCUAUUCAGUGCAAAUUUCAAAGGAGUGUUACAGUCGGGUUGUCGCCAUUGAAAAUACAUAAUAAGGAUGCAGGAACUUCACCUAUAAAAGACUUGCAAAUAUUUGAAGAUACCAAAAGUGAAUCAGGAAGUUCUGUAUUUGAAAAGUAUAGUGAAUAUAGUGGUAGUGACGACUGUUGGUACAAUGAAAGUGAUUCUUUAUCUUGUGAUGAAGAUACGAAAGAAGAGGAAGCAAAACAAUUUAAAAGUUUGUCUUUGAAGUGUACAGUGAUGAAGUUGCAAUACAGACCUAGACUGUAUAUGGGGCUACCAGAAUAUGCAUUUUACAUGUUUCAAUUAAUGGAAAAAUAUUGUAAGAUUCAAACAAUGCAUCACUCUUAAAAAGAUAAGAACAGGACAAACAUUUAUGUCUCUUGGAGAUGAUUUCGGCAUAAGCGAAAGCAAUUCAUCGAGAAUAUUUGCAAAAUCUGUUCCAUUACUUAGUAAAUACUUAAGAUCUUGUAUUUUUAAUCCCCAAGUGAGUUCAGUUAAAUUAAACUUACCCUUAGCAUUUCGAGCUCGUUAUAGUAAAGUAUUUUGUAUUAUCGAUUG